GGGAACGCCUCUUACCUGGUUCUUCACAGUGUUCAGUAAUCUUCUGAUUCUGGCUGUGACAGCACUCUAGCUUUAAUACAUUUGGUCCGGGUUGGUCUGGGUUGGACAACAGUACAUUUUUCAUUUAUAUCCUUUCAUAUUUGCGUAUAAAAACAGCGAGACUGUUGAGUUGUCUGACCUAAGCUAAAAACCGGUAUCAAAACGGGCCGGCUGUCGGUACAUUAAGCUUGUUAGCCAGCUAGCUACACUGCCUUACAGUGAAACUGCCCUUUGUCUUUUUAGUGAACCAAGAUAGGCAGCUUGGGAACCAAGAUGUCGAACCGAGUGGUGUGCAGAGAAGCAAGUCACGCCGGGAGCUGGUACUCCGCUUCGGGAUCCCAGCUGAAUGCACAAUUAGAAGGCUGGAUGUCGCAAGCGCAGUCGACGAUCAGACCUGCUAGAGCCAUCAUAGCACCUCAUGCUGGCUACACCUACUGUGGUGCUUGUGCAGCACAUGCCUACAAGCAGGUUGAUCCCUCUAUUACUCGUAGGGUGUUCAUCCUGGGACCUUCACACCAUGUGCCGCUCUCCCGCUGUGCCCUGUCAACUGCAGACAUCUAUAGAACACCUCUGUACGACCUGAGGAUCGACCAGAAGGUUUAUGCUGACCUCUGGAAAACUGGAUUGUUUGAAAGAAUAAGUAUGCAGACAGACGAAGACGAGCACAGUAUUGAAAUGCACUUGCCUUAUACUGCUAAAGCCAUGGAGAGCCACAAAGAUGAGUUCAGCAUCGUUCCUGUGCUUGUGGGCGCUCUCAGCGAGUCCAAAGAACAGGAGUAUGGAAAGCUGCUCAGCAAGUACCUGGCAGACCCCACCAACCUUUUCAUCAUCUCAUCGGACUUCUGCCACUGGGGUCAACGGUUUCGCUACACGUACUACGAUGAAUCUCAAGGGGAGAUCUACAGGUCCAUCGAGCACCUGGAUAAAAUGGGGAUGAGCAUUAUAGAGCAGUUGGAUCCAAUGUCUUUCACCAACUACCUAAAGAAGUACCGUAACACCAUCUGUGGGCGUCACCCCAUCGGAGUUCUGCUAAACGCCGUGGCGGAGCUUCGGAAGGCUGGUUUUGAAAUGAACUUCUCUUUCCUGAACUACGCCCAGUCGAGUCAGUGCAGGAACUGGCAGGACAGCUCCGUGAGUUACGCUGCUGGGGCGCUCAUUGUUCAUUGAGGUCAACUCUCGCGGGGGCCUCCGCAACGCCUGCCCCCCCCGCCCUCAAUAUCUAUCGCCAUAACGCGGCCCAUAGCCCCUCCUUUACCCCCAGUUACACCCACUAUUUGCAGGAAAGACCUAGAUACUGAAAGCCAAUAAAAAACACAUUUCCUCCACCAGUUUUCUCCCAAAGCUUUUGGUUGAUGUUCAGUUUUAGGAGAAGUCGGUUUACUUUGGCGUGAUGCUUUAAAUGACUCGAGACGCCGUAGAGGUUUUCAUCUUUUUCUUCUAACGGCAUCAAGAUUUGGUUAUGACGCUGCACUCUUCAUGUUCAAACUUUAUCUGUUUUCCUGUGUUUUGCAUCAGAAAUGAAAAUAAACAGCAGAUCUGAAUAGAAAACAGUCAGCAGAUGAAAACGAGUCUGAUGCUUAAAGCAAACAUUUAAGGUAAACCUUGAGAACAGUGAUCUGUGAUCAAAUGUUUCUAGAUGUUAACUAAGGGCUGCACCCAACACAGUUAGCUGACUCCCUACUGUACAAAACCAAAAACAUGAUGUUAGAGACCAGGCUUAAGAAAUAUAUUCUUAUUUUAUUCUUUUUUUAAAUUUUUAUUAUUAGUAUGUUUAUUAGUAGUACUAGCAUUUACUCAAGUAUUGUAUAGAUUUGAAAAACACCUUCUGAUCAGAGGCUUUGAACAUGGUUUGCCCAUUAGAUCAAAGUGUGGAAAAUCAAUCUUUUUUUUUUCUUCUAUUCUAGACAAUGUUAGAAAUUAACUCCCCUAUAAGAAGCAGAUCUUCAGUUUGAUCUGAAGGACGUCAAAACGCAGAAGAAACUUCACAAUCUGAGCUUCUGCACUAAUAGAACCUGCAUCUGUGCUUUGUUUUGGAGCUCCUUCUACUCCUGUAGAUUCAAAUAUGCUUAAAUUAAGAUUGAAAUUUUCCAUUUACGCAUUUGUUUUCAGUUUGAGGAAUUCACUACAAGAAGGUCUCAGUGGAGGAAAACAGCCAUGAGUAUGAAGGGUAGCACAAAGGCUAAAAGUUACUGUUGAUGGCAAUAUUACAGAUCGAUUGGACCAUCAUAUGUAAUUGUAACCAGGGGCUACAGGGGGAGUCUGGUUUAAAUAAUUAAAAAAAAAAAGACUAAAUUUGGGAGAAUUGAUCCAACAAUUUUUUUCUGGCUGGAUUUAAUCAUUUAUCUUAAUAUUUGACAAAAAAAGGAUCUUUUUACUAUCGUCUUUUAAAAGACUUCCAUGUUACAGUUCCGAUCUACGCCUCUAAAGGUGAAAAAUUCCCCUCAGUGAUGCAGGUUUCUAACAUUGCCUCAGCGUUACAUUCUUAUGCUCAGUUUCACCAAGUGGGCACAGGCUAAAAGAGGAAAUCCAAACUCACCUGAACCUCCAGGCUCAUUUUAAGGAUACUAGCAAAGCAUGACACACUGUGCUAUUGUGCCUUUUAUCACUAUUGCACAUUGACACAUAAACCAGUCUUAUUUUAGAAUGUGUUCUCCACCGUUUGGUUGUCCGUGUGUACCCCUCCCAUUAGCAGACAGUCUGCGCAGCCGCUCUCUGUCGGUCUAAAAUGGCACCAGCUGUUAUCUCCUUCCUCCAGCAGGGAGUGGUGUUCUGUUCCACCUCAUUCCCAUGGAGAGGCAAAGGCUCAACCUCCAAAAUGUUUGUUUUUAUGUUCGUUUCUUUUUCAGACAAAUGUUUUGUUUUUGUAAUAUUUUGUUCCUUCUUGUUGUAAGAUUCGGACGUAACACAUCAUAAAUCUAAAAAUACAGUGCUUAACUACUCCCUCAAAGGAGUUUUUUUGAUCUCAGGUUCCACUGACAAGCAUCCCUAAAGGCUCUUCAGAAAAGGCAGAGGAUUCAUGUUACAAAUGAAGUAAAAUGUACUGAAAAGCA
This is a messenger RNA of Oryzias melastigma (Indian medaka), 3089 nucleotides long. It is a transcript of the gene memo1, whose product is annotated as mediator of cell motility 1. Bases 313 to 1206 code for a protein of 297 amino acids. The record is from RefSeq and is a predicted model, not a curated record. The transcript is spliced from 10 exons. Lineage: Eukaryota; Metazoa; Chordata; Actinopteri; Beloniformes; Adrianichthyidae.